ACCGCUGACGUCUUGUGGAUUUUCUUGCCCAACUUUGUGGUUUACUUCUUUGGAAGCCGGAUUUCUUUGCCAGCCUAGCCCAGGGGCGCCUCGUUCGUCAUUGGAUCUCGAUACUGGUCCCUAUCAUUAAGCUCAAUCGUGGGCAUACGACACCGCUCACGUAGGGCUCUGGCCGACCGACUGGCAGCGCGUCGCAUAGGGCAGCUGUGAUGCUCUAUCCCAGCAUCUAAUAGAAUCUAGACGCCCCGUGGCUUGACAGCCCAAAGACGGAUCAGAAUGAGCAAUCCUAUAGAGAAUAUGCUCCAGACGGGGUACUUCACCACUUCAAGGGCCAAGCAUGGCUAUUCCUGACCACGUUGAACCUUGCAGCGCGUCUGUCGAUUCCCCGCUGCGCCCUGUGCGGUUAUCAACGCCGCCAGAACCGCCUGUAUCUCGUCUCGCGCCUCGAUAUUACGAUGACAUUCCAUAUUUCCGCAACUCAAACCCGCCCCCGCCCAGUGUCGAGGAUGAGAUUGAUUCCCUUGCAAAGGAAUUUGGCAGCUGCUUUCAGCCUGUUGUUGACGAAGAACCGCAGGCGAGAGGGGAAGUUGACCAACUGCCAGUCUUGGAAGAAGUUUUUGAGUACAAUCCAGAGCGUCGCUUUGUUAUUGUACCAGGCGCGACUACGUCAAGCGUACCCGAGAGCGAGACUGAGGACAAGGCUUCCAAAGAUAAAGAUAAAUUCCGUCAGAAGAAGAAGGCGCCGAUAUCUUCGUCUUCUUCUCCAGAAACACAUAGUAGAAGAAAGAUUAACGAGUCAGAGAAUGUGAAAUACGAUCGUCUUGACGCCUCUGUUCCAGAACUGGGGAGGCGGGGAAGCAGGCAAGAGUUGCCUCGGCUAGAGACAGACAUGAACGAGAACCGGGUACCAAGCCAUCAUCGAAGCAGAUCUGCCGUUAACGCCCCCCGUCCGGAGUUCACGCAGGCACAUCGCAAAUAUGGGGAAGAGUAUCUUUCGCCGCAAGUAACAAAGCAUGGCUCGAGCGGCCGAGACAAGACCUACCAAGGAUAUGGUCAACCGCCUACGCAUAGUAGCGUGAGCCUGGGCGAACCAAGCGAGGGUAGAAGGAAUGAAGACAGAUAUCAUAGACGAAGCGCGACAGCGUCGAUGGAGGGACGACCGAACUCAACUUUCGAACCCUUGUCAAGGCCUACGUCAAAUGAUCGCGUAAACGGAUCUCGUCCUCUAGAUGGCAGUCGACCCCUUCGAGAUGACCUCCUGAGAGAUAGUUAUGUUUCCUAUAAGCCACCUGCGAGCGAAAGCUUGAGAGCUCCCUCACCGUCCAAGCCAAAGGACCAAAAUUCUCCGCGGAAUGAGACCUUUAGCAACUCUUAUAGGAGGGAAAGCCCGGUUAUCAUUGAUGACGAGGACCGUGUAUCCGUUGCAUCAUCACGCAGAGGUGGCACCAGUGGCCGAAAUUCUCGCUCUCCUUCUAGAGUUCCAACGAUGCCAGUUUCGUCGGUGAAUUCAUUGGGGCUUCCAGAUGACUGGGUGCCUAACCGCCGCAUGUCAACUACUUUCCCAAUCAGCCAAGAGAAGAAGCUUCAAGAAGAUCGAAUGCCCCCAGCAAUUCACCUUCCCUAUCCAGACGAUGACGAUGCCAUUGUUGCUUGGCCAGAGGAGUCAGUAGGAAGCGAAGUUGUGCGGCAAUCACGAGCGGAUAGUGCAUCACCUGUUUCAAUGCCACCAAUUCCGCGGAUUGAUGAUGAACUUGUGGCGCCAGAUGAGAAGGUCAUUAGAUCUCCAACUUAUAAAGAGCCGUCUGUGACGACGAAAGCUUGGCAACCACCUCCAUUUGAUCCAAAUAAAUCCGGAGUGCGUCCGGACCAAACAAUUGGAUCAUACCGGCGCUACUCUGAGAGCAAAGGGCGUGAUGGGCAGUCUGACUUUCCGUACAUCCCAGAAUGCAAGCGUAAAGAACCGGUAGCCGGGAAGAUGGAUUGGCUUACACUCCCCAGGACCGAGUUCAAUAUCUGUCCUGAUUGUUAUGGCGCUGUGUUUGCAGACACCCAGUACCGGACUCACUUCCAUCCAGUCCUACGGCCAACAGGCAACGCAAUUGUGUGCGACUUUGGUUCAUCGCCCUGGUACCAGAUAGCUUGGCUGCUCACGUUGAAACACAAGGUACCCGACUUGCAGCUGUUUCAUCAUCUUGCGAGCGUCAUGUUCGAUUCUCGCAGCUAUCCGUGCCCCGUCGAACGCAAAGUAACACGGGUUUGGUACACUGUAAAGGAUCCAUAUACAAGGCGGCCGGUGCCCGAAUUUGCAGUCUGCUAUCAAUGCGCGAAGAUAGUAGAGACUUUAUUCCCGAAUCUUACAGGGGUAUUCAUUCCACUUGAUCCCCGGAAUGAGCCUUCAAGAAACUCUUGCUCUCUACAAUAUACGCCUCAGCGGAAACAAUUUGUGCUGUUCUUCGAUGCCUUUGAAACCACAUCGGAUAAGAGCUAUGUGACCAACCGGAAGGUAGACGUCGGUGACCUUUCCAUGAUGCUUACGCGAUUGAGCACUCUGAACGAGUGUCGCGAGGACCGCCGCGUGAGCGAUGGUUAUUGGUACGUGAUGGAGUACCUACCGGAUUUUACGGUUUGUGGGGAAUGCUAUGAAGACGUGGUUCGGCCUCAGCGCGCAGAAGACAACGUGAUUGCUCAAAACUUUUAUAUGAAGCCGACCAAGCUGCCCAUUGCAACGUGCCAACUCUAUUCUCCUAGGAUGAGAGACGUUUUCAAGAGGGCUUGCAGGAACAAUGAUCCACAGUAUCUAGAGGGAAAGGCUCGAGAGAGGUUGAAGAUCGAGAAGGACGUACACGCCAAAUUUCUCAGUCUAGUAAGAGAUGGACGCAAUAGCGCAUGGACAGACGAACAGAUUGAUAAACUCAGCAGAGAGUGGAAGAGAUGGGAAUAAAGCGGAGCAGGAAAAAACAACAUCGUUUAUUAGAGGGUCAGUUUAUUGUGUUGGAAAUAAGCAUAGCGAAGCUCAUAUCAUUAAGAUGGCAUACAUGAAUAUGAUGUAUGAUAGCAAUAUGGCAUGAUGACAAUAGAUGCAUGAAAUAAGCCUAGAAACUCAAGCUCUUGCCAAGUACUACAGCACUUGACGCUUCUGACGUGCUUAAUACUACAUGUAAAACAAUAUACUGUACC
Trichoderma asperellum CBS 433.97 is the source of this 3177-nucleotide messenger RNA. RefSeq lists its product as uncharacterized. NCBI's taxonomy places the organism in Eukaryota, Fungi, Ascomycota, Sordariomycetes, Hypocreales, Hypocreaceae. The record is from RefSeq and is a predicted model, not a curated record.